AUGUGCACAAGCGCACAUGUGCGCAACGCGUUGCACUGGAAUUUGAAGAAAGAAAUAAAAGAAAUCACUCACCUGAGCGAUGAGGAAAUAGCGGUGAUUCACAAACGAUUUAACUCCAUUAGUAACAAGGGGAGGCUGGACUACAAAAAUUUUGAAAAGAGCUUAGGCAUCCUGGGAACCAUCAAAAACGCCUACCUGUACAGUAGCAUUUUUAAGGCCUUUGACACGAAUGAUGAUGGGUACCUUGAUUUCUAUGAAUUCUGUGUGGCCAUCAACACGAUGCUCAAGGGGACGAAGCGGGAGAAGGUGAAGCUCUCCUACCGCAUUGUGCACGCGGGGGGGAGUGCUGCGAGCGGGGAAGCGGAUGAAGCGGAUGAAGCGGAUGAAGCGGUUGACCGCGCUGCUGACCACUCAACUAAUCGCGCUGCUAACCGCCCUGCUGACCACUCAACUAAUCGCGCUGCUAACCGCGCUGCUAACCGCCCUGCUGACCGCCCAGCCAACCGCCCCGCCAUCAGGGACUACUCGGACUACAUCUCCUACGAGCAGUUCAAAGAGAUCGUGCUGAGCAUAAAUGAUAUUAAGAAGCAGCUGCUGGGGACGGAGGAGAAGAUACAGCUGAGCCAAAUAAGCUACACUUUCAAGUCGCUGAGCAUGCUGUGCGACGAUGGCAAGUACCGGAUGAACCUCAAGUGCUACCGGAAGGCAGUGAAGUGCAACGAGUUUUUAAGGCUCCUUGGCAUCCACAACAAAGUGGCAGAUGCGUUUAUAAAUAGCGAAUUUGAGAGAAGGAAGAAGAUCAAAUCUGGAAGGAGUCGACUGAGCAACAACAGUGGGUUCGUAGGGGGAGAGUUUUCCCGGCGACUGGGUUCUAAUCACCGAGUGAAGUCUUUUUCCGUGUCUACCAAUACGCGGCUUUCCCUCGGCAAGGGCUCCGCGUCGUCGCUCUUCUCCCGAGGCAGGAAGAAGAAAAGCGGCGUCGAGGGGGGGACCAGCGGGGGGUAUAGUGGCGGGUACAGCGGCGGGACGGGCGGGAGCGCCGAUCCGGGGGAGGCUCAUAAUCGGAACCUGGCAGACCAAUCGAAGAAGACCCCCCAGGGGAGCAGCCCCGUCCGCCCCCCACUCAGCAGCAGCGGCAACAACAAUAGAGGCAGUUGCGCGCCCCUAAAGAGCAUCGUCAUCCAGUCAAGCAUCGCAGCAGAAGGAGAGCCGCCCGCCAAGCGAGACGGCCUGUUCGAGUCUACCCUCCGCAGCCAAGGAAAAGGGUUAAUUGGAAAAGGCAAUUAUUUGAAUGUGCCUCGCAGUGGCGAUGGGUCUAGAAGGAGUCGCUCCUGUGCCACUGCCGGCGUGGGGGCUUCACCCUCACCCCGAGGGAGGGAUGAAGAAGCAGCGGAUGAGGAGGAUUUUCCAAAAAAGGGGAGCAGCAAUGACCGUAAUAGGAAGAGCAAUCGAAAUAGGGCAGUUAGAGAUGCAGACAGGGGGGUCACUCCAAGUGACUCUCCCAUGAUGAUGACGGAGGGAAGCGACUCCGCGAAGCGUGGCGUUGAGGACGCGUCGAGAAAACCCAGCUGCAGUGAAGGAAACGACUCGUACCAGCAGUCGUGUCAAUCGUCCAGUUUUCACAACAGCGUGAUGCUGGUGGAGAGCGGGAGGGGGGACGGCAGCCGGGCGAAUUACCAGCCGUCGGAGGGCAGCCGGGCGAAUUACCAGCCGUCGGAGGGCAGCCGGGCGAAUUACCAGCCGUCGGAGGGCAGCCGGGCGAACUACCAGCCGUCGGAGGGCAGCUCCCGCGUCUGGGACGACCACUCAGAUGUGGAGGUGGUGAGUCUGCGCCGGGGGCGCUCCAGCGGCAUGGUUAGCGGUACGGUCAAGGGGCUCGUAGGCGGGUCCCCCACUGCUAACCCCCCCUACAAAUGCACAGUGACGGAGAGGCGAGACAGCCGCGAUUCCAACGAACAGGAGGGCCCGGCGAACGACGACCCCUCAAAUGAUAUUCCCCAUAGUGCAGGGAAACACGAGUGCGAAAUAUUGAAGGCCAUUCUUAAAUUUGAAAAACAAAAAGAAAACAAAAUGUACGUGGAGGAGUACAACGAGUAUGUAAAGGGCUAUCGCAAAUUUGCGGAGGAGCAGGAGGAGGGCUAUCUGCUAGAUUUGGAUACCUAUUCGGAUGGGAAGGAGGAACUAGAGAGAGAGAUGGAAGGGGGGAAGCAUGCCCAAUAUAACGAGGCAGGGGGGGGGAGUAGUAGUGCUUAUGAAGAUAUGGGGGAAGACGACAGUGUAGGUAGUGUACAGGGAAAUCACCCCGAUGGAGGGACAACACUCAUAGAGAGUAAAUGUGAAGCUAAGGGAGGUGAUAAACAUGAUGGGGGUAGAAGCGAGAGGAACGCUAGUCAAGAGGAUGCAGAGGUGGCAGCUGCCUCAGCCACCGAGGCAGCAAUGGCAGCAGGAGAGGCGGCUGCCCGGGUAGAGAAUGCCAAUUAUCUCUACAAGAAAUAUUUUGAGUACAAGGAAUUUUUGGAGCAUUCCAGGUGCCCCAUUUCGCACAGCCACAAUGGCCUCAUGAUGAGUAGCAGCGAUGGUAGGGCGGUGGCUAGCCAUGCGGUGGACAAUCGGGCGGUGGAUGCUCAUGCGGUGAAGCACCCCUGCUGUGAAGAGCCCCCGCGCGGGAGCCGGGCCAAGGGAGGGAAGUGCGCCCCCAGGGAUGGCGGGCAGCCCAGGGCGCUGCUCGAAUUCAGCAGCGACGUCAUCAGGAAGAAGUUUUACAUCCCCACGAGCAAGUGCCACUACGUCAUGGUGAACGAAAACCUGACGAAGGAGCAGGUGCUGUACCACUUGGGGAACAUCGUGGUGGCCACGGAGGACUACCUGAGCAAGGAGCGCGAUGGGGGCGGCGACUACAACCGCAUCUUCUUCUUCUUCUUCCAUGUGUUUAAGUACCACGUGGGGGGCGACUCCCAGGAGGGUGGCCCGUCGAAGCGGCAUGGUGAGGCGGGGCAGCAAAGUGGAGCGUUGCAGACAGAUCAGGCAGGCCAGGCAGACCCAUGUGGUCGCCCCCACAGAGACGAACCCAGCAACGAGUCCCAAAUGAGCUCCAAAAAUUUGCGAGCAACCAUCUACUACAACGUUCUGCUGGUGACCCAAAUCGUAAAGUACUUUCUGCACACCAUAACCAUUUCGCACAAGUGUUCGUCUUCGUAUGACUCCCUCGAGGACAGCAGUCGGCUGGGCAGCAUAAACGAGGUGAGUGUGCUCCUAAGCCACACGAGUCACCUCCUCGCGACCUACUCCAAAGGAACCAACAACGAUAGGAAGAUUUACAUUAACAAGUCUAAUUACUACCAUAAGCUAACCAGGAGAGGGAAGUUAUCUGUCUCAUUGAGGCAGAAGAAGAAGAAGAAAAGGAACCUGCAGAAGAUAUUGGCUGUUUACUUUGGGCAUGAGAGGUGGGAUCUAGUGAUGAACAUGAUGAUUGGGAUUCGCCUAUCGGCUAUUAAAGUCUAUAACACUAGUAACAUUAUUAAUUUGUUUAAGCACAAGGACCUUCUAGAACUACCUACAUCGAAUGCACAGCAUAGGGUAGUUUUUAAAAACUACGCCCCGGUGAUCUUCAAGCAGAUUCGGAGCCUGUAUGGAAUUAGAUCGAAGGAAUAUAUUUCCUCUGUUGGGCCUGAGCAAGUGAUAAGCAACAUGGUCUUGGGGAACCUCUCCACUCUGAGUGAGCUACUCUCGGAGGGAAAGAGCGGUUCGCUCUUCUACUUCACGAGCAACGGGAAGUACAUCAUCAAGACGGUCUGCAAGAACAUCCACAACCUGUCCAAAGCCCUGCUGCCCAAGUACUACAGCCACAUCAGGAGCAACCCGGACUCCCUGCUCACCCGCCUCUACGGAAUCCACUGCAUCAAGUAUAAGAGCGGCUCGGCAAGAAGCUCGAAGAAGAUCUACUUCAUCGUGAUGAACAACUUCUUCUCCUCGGCCGUGGAAAUCCACAGGCGGUACGACAUCAAGGGGAGCCUGGUGGGGCGCACGGUGCCCCCGGCGAAGCGGGAAGACCACACCAUCGCCCUCAAGGACGUAGACAUCGACGAGCUGGGCGACAGAAUCAACGUCGGAGAGAAGAACAAGCAGAAGUUGCUCCAAGUCAUCAAGGCAGAUGCAGAUUUUUUAAAAGAAAAUUACCUCCUGGAUUAUUCCCUCCUUUUUGGGAUCCAUUACAAAGAUUUGUCUCGGGACUUGGUCAGCUGGAAUGCCAGUCGCACCAAUGAGGUUCGCCAUGUGUUUGACGAGGAUGGCAAGUGUAUUGCGGCUCGGCCCUUCCACCAGUGCGACCACGGAGGCAUGAUCAGCAUCGACAAGAACAAAAUCUUCUUCUUCGGGAUCAUCGACAUCUUCACCAAGUGGACGCUGAAGAAAAAAUUCGAGCACACCCUGCGGACAAUACAAAAAUUCGACCGCCAGAACAUUUCCUGCAUCCACCCCAACGCCUAUGCAGAACGAUUCGCGACCUUUAUAGAGAAGCACAUGGAGUAG
Plasmodium vivax (malaria parasite P. vivax) is the source of this 4527-nucleotide messenger RNA. Its product is annotated as phosphatidylinositol-4-phosphate 5-kinase, putative. Gene Ontology annotation, molecular function: calcium ion binding; phosphatidylinositol kinase activity. The record is from RefSeq and is a predicted model, not a curated record. NCBI's taxonomy places the organism in Eukaryota, Apicomplexa, Aconoidasida, Haemosporida, Plasmodiidae. Gene Ontology annotation, biological process: phosphatidylinositol metabolic process. The transcript has 7 exons. The coding region runs from base 1 to 4527 and encodes 1508 amino acids.